UGCUUUGUGACGUCGAUCAAUCCGUCCUCUUCUCAUUAUCAUCACAGAACUUGACUUUUCGUCUUUUGGCACGCGAAAUUCUCCCAUUUUCCGUCUAAUUUUCCUGAGUUAUUUUGCUACAAUCGUAGUUGUUAUACGAGCAAACUGAGGGCAAACUGCUCGCCCUUUUGAUAACGUUAGGGUCGGACGCGAAGCAACAUAACUGCUUAUUGGUCGCUAAACUCGAAUUCCGCAGAAAAAAGUAAACAGGAGCAGUCGCAGGAGCGCGAACAAUUUUGCGGGUGUCGCUUGCGUGCGGUGGCUGUACGUGGUUCGAAGCGUUCGCGAUUCCCGGCAGCGGCAAAUGGGUAACGCAGGGAGCACCAAUGUGCCCCGCGAGCGGCACAAAUCUAGCUCGAGCGACAUCAUUCCCGGUUCGCCCGCCAAGGACGGCCAGGCCUUCAUUUUCGAGAAAAAGCCAGACGCGCGCUUAAUGCUGCAGGGAUCGCAGGAGGACGAGGGACCAUACUACACCAAACCCGCGACCCAAGCCCAGGACUCCGCCAACUCGACCCCAUUGGCCCGACAUCGCUCCAGUACUCUAUCGGAAGGCAUGGUGCCAGCAUCGGACACGGAUGUGAAUAAAAAACCCGCGUUGCCGACCGUGUUCAAGUGGGACGGCGGCGGCCAGCAGGUGUUCAUCAGCGGCACGUUCUCUAAUUGGAAACCACUCCCGAUGGUCAAGAGCCACGGAGACUUCGUGACCAUCAUUGACUUGCCCGAGGGCGAUCACGAGUACAAAUUCUGCGUAGACGGGAACUGGAAACACGACCCGAAAUUGAAAAACAUCGAAAACGACGUCGGAACGAAGAACAAUUUGGUAUCCGUCCGCCAGUCGGACUUCGAAGUGUUCCAGGCGUUGGCCAAAGACAGCGAGGACGCCGCAAAUCAGGGCCAAAAGGAGUAUUCGCAGGAGAUCCCGCAGAUAAAGCCGUGGGAGAAAGUGUCCGGGCCGCCGGUGCUCCCCCCACACCUGUUGCAAGUGAUCUUGAACAAGGACACGCCGUUGUCAUGUGAACCGACACUCUUGCCCGAGCCAAAUCAUGUAAUGUUGAAUCAUCUUUAUGCCCUUUCAAUUAAAGAUGGCGUAAUGGUUUUGAGUGCAACCCAUCGCUACAGGAAAAAGUAUGUCACCACAUUAUUGUACAAACCAAUUUAGGUCACGGGUAAUAUACACGAUUGGACAACGCCAAAACUACGUUUAAUUGGUGAAUAGGCUACGACUGUCUUCAAUGGCUUGCCCACUUCGAGCCCAAGAUACAGAAAUGCUAUUAUUGUUGUUUUGCUAGUUUCAUAGGCGUACUAUUAUUAUUAAUAUAGCGAUUUGUAAUUUAACGAAAAAGAUAUAAAAAUUUUAUUCUAAUAA
This is a messenger RNA of Hermetia illucens (black soldier fly), 1405 nucleotides long. RefSeq names its product 5'-AMP-activated protein kinase subunit beta-1 (gene alc). Gene Ontology annotation, molecular function: protein kinase binding. Gene Ontology annotation, biological process: signal transduction. Lineage: Eukaryota; Metazoa; Arthropoda; Insecta; Diptera; Stratiomyidae. The coding region runs from base 344 to 1198 and encodes 284 amino acids. The record is from RefSeq and is a predicted model, not a curated record. The transcript is spliced from 3 exons. Gene Ontology annotation, cellular component: nucleus; nucleotide-activated protein kinase complex; cytoplasm.